AUGCUUAGACUUAAUUCUAGGCCUGCCUCGGCCAGCCUAGCCCGCCAACUUGUCUUCUCUUGUUUCACUACACUCACUUCUGGCUCUUCAAGCCAACAUCCAAAGUUCCCUCCUUUUUUAUCCUCUCAUGGUGGUACCUCUGGCCUUCUAUGGUGGUUCAUCCUCCUCCCUGGUCCUCCCUGGCUCCUCUCUGGUUCCUCCUUGGCCCUGGCCCCUCCUGGUCCCUCCAUGGUCCUCCCUGGUCCCUCCUGGUCCUUCCUGGUCCCUUCCUGGUCCUCCCUGGUCCUCCUUGGCCUUUCCUUGUGGUAUCACUCUUUUUCCUUGGGUCAGGUCAAGGAAUUUGAGGAGUAUGGGGUUCGUUCGAUUGCAAUUAAUCAUGACACUCCGCAUGAUAAGACACUCUGGAGUCAUGUGUCCAAAGGAAGUUUUCAUAACCUGCUUGUUGCACCAGAGCAAUUCUUUCCAGAAGGUGGACACAUUCCGCGACUUGCCCUGCAACUGAAUGAUCAAAGUUUUAUCAACCGCAUCGGUUUUUUCUUCAUUGAUGAAGCACACUUCAUUUCCACUGCUGGAGAAGCCCAAGCAGGAGAGAAGAUUCCGUUCCAUGCAGCAUACAGCAAGCUUGCUGAAGUUUUGAUCCAGCUUCCAAUUGAUGUUCCUGUGGCCCUCUUCUCUGCAACUCUUCCGCAGUUGAUACUUCAGCGGAUUGAAAAUUCACUUAAGCUGUCAUCUGAUGCAACAAGACAAGAUCAUGCUAACUACCAAUCUAACCUCGAUUUUCUCAUGCCCAUUCCCUUGCAUCCAGCAAUGGCUUAUCCCCCGAAAUCUCUAAUUUUCAUCGAUCACAAGCUCAGCACAGCAGCUGUCACAAAGUAUCUCAAUGCUUGUUUACCUGGAGCUGGGAUCAAUGUCAUAGAUAUACACCUCGUAGUGCAAUUCGGCAUCACAAUCAACAUUUCAGAGCACGAGCAACGGGCUGGACGAGGUGGACGAGAUCAUAUGGCAUGCAUUGUCCUGAUGAUUGUAGAGAAAUGGGCAUACAAGGAUCAGAAUGUUGACAUCACCCCUUCUGGAGGAUCAAAGUCCACUAUGAAAGAGAAACGGACUGAUUCAGCAAUGCUUCAAUUCGUGAAUACAUCAACAUGUCGGCGACAAUUCUUAGCUGAAUAUAACAAUGACACGACGGUUGAAGCUCUUGAUUACGACAGCAUGUUUUGCUGUGAUCAACAUGCUGAUCAAGCAUUCAACCUCAACCACUGGUUGCCAGGUGAAACUCUGCCCUCCAUUCUUGCACAGUCAUGCCUUGACAUCUCCAUGAAUGUUGAUGAACGAGCUCCACUCAAGAAAGUACGCAAGAGAUACCGUCCAGUGGUGCAACGAAUGCCCUUAGAAGAACUUCUCAAAGCAUGGCACGAGACAGUCUCAUCCAACAAACCUGAUAUCAAGGGCUGGCCAUCUGAUUGGAUUCUCGCUGAUCAGCAUAUAAUCAAGCUCACAUGA
This is a messenger RNA of Suillus fuscotomentosus, 1500 nucleotides long. RefSeq lists its product as uncharacterized. NCBI's taxonomy places the organism in Eukaryota, Fungi, Basidiomycota, Agaricomycetes, Boletales, Suillaceae. Gene Ontology annotation, molecular function: four-way junction helicase activity; 3'-5' DNA helicase activity. The coding region runs from base 1 to 1500 and encodes 499 amino acids. Gene Ontology annotation, cellular component: chromosome; nucleus; cytoplasm. The transcript is spliced from 6 exons. The record is from RefSeq and is a predicted model, not a curated record. Gene Ontology annotation, biological process: double-strand break repair via homologous recombination.